CUAAUUAAGAGAACAAUUGAUUCAGGUCAUUAAGACUCCAAGAUGGCAUGAAAAUCAGAAGACAAAACAGACCAGAAAUACACAUCAGUUUCCUUAAAGUCUGAUUGAUUUUGAUAUCCCGUGGCAAUACCUGACGUGCUCUGUGUGAAUUGUCUGCAAAGCCAUGGCAGAGUAUAUGGGGACUGUUCUAUAUCCUUAUCUGAUUCAUGUCAGUCUAAUGCUUUUUUAAAUCACAUAAGUCUGAUAGCAAAAAACUCUCUAUCUUUGGCAUAUGUGUAAUGUGUAAUAAGGGAUAUGUGUCUUAUUGUCACAUCAUUGCAAUUGAGAAAUGGAAACGUGUUAAGGCAGGUUCCUACUAGUUAAUUGCAUAGUCAUGGGUCCAUCUCUACAGGCUUCUUCCUAUUUAACCACCCAGGUGACAGAAGAGAAGAGAUCCUAGGUACUACCCAGCUAAGGUUAGGCUGUCCUGAGUCCUUGCCUGGAAUACUGUCACAGAACAAAACAUGAAGCAUUUUUCUCAAACUGGCCCUGAUCUGCUGGACAAUCUGCUAAAGCACCAUCCAAACUCUGUUAAUACUUGGCCCUUGUAUUUAAUGUGCUGUUUUAAGCGCUUGGUGUUUUGUUGUUGGUAGAAGGAUUUGAAAGACAAAUCAAAAUGCUUUGAGCUAAUCGCUGAACAGCAGGGUAUCUUUUGAAUCUACCUUCUGAAAGAGCUGCACUCCAAUCUCUGUGACGUCAUGUUUCUGCCUACAGUGAUUCAAACAGAGAGACUUCGCUCUGCUUAGGGAGUGGUACUGUGCUGUUUCUGCAGCCUUUCCCCCUGUGAAACUAAUCUGGUGUCCAAUUUCACAAACCUGAAAGUCUGCCUGGGAGAUGUGAGGAGUGGCUUGGCUCCUCUUUGAAAGCAGUUCACAGCCAGGAAUUAAAGCUCUCCUCAACAUGAGUCCUGCCGGGCUGUUCCUCCUCGUUUUCCUUCUCCUGUUCUGUGGGAGACAGCCAGUGCUGACCGGAAAUGUUCUGAUCUGGCCUGGAGAACACAGCCACUGGACGAACAUGAAAUGCAUUUUAAACGAGCUUAUAAACAGGAACCACAACGUAACAGUUUUACUGAGUUCUGCAUCACCUUCCAUCAACCAUACAGAAAACUACCAUUUUGAAGUUUUUGAAGUACCAUUUUCGAAGACGGAGUUAGCAGGGAUUUUAGAGGAGUUUUUUUACUUUUCGAUGUACGAAUCUACCUCAGCUUCCUUCGUACGGGUAUUUCUGAAGACCAGGGAACUAUUGGGGAAAAUGUUGAUUCUACAGAGGCAACAGUGCAACGCCAUACUAAGGAACAAACUCCUGCUUGACAAGCUGAGGAAGUCUCAGUAUGAAGUUCUUAUCUCGGAUCCAAUGAAUGCUUGUGGCGAACUUGUAGCGGACAGUCUCAAUCUGCCUUUCAUCUUCUCACUGAGGCUGUCAUUUGCUUAUACAUUGGAGAGGCUUUGCGGACAGAUGCCUGCACCACGCUCCUUUGUUCCAGCAGUGCCCCUUCAGUACACUGACAAGAUGAGCUUCACGCAGAGAAUCAAGAAUCUCCUGUUUUACCUUGCUCACGAUGUUAUAUUUUAUGUGUGGACGUUUAGUAACUGGAAUCAAUACUACAGUGAAAUUACAGGGAGGCCCACGACAUUCUGUGAAACCAUGGGGAAAGCUGACAUCUGGCUGAUCCGUACUUAUUGGGACUUUGAGUAUCCAAGACCCUUUCUUCCCAACUUCCAGUUUGUAGGAGGACUCCAUUGCAAACCAGCCAAGCCCCUGCCAGAGAACAUGGAAGAGUUUGUGCAGAGCUCGGGAGACGAUGGUAUUGUGGUAUUCUCUCUUGGAUCGAUGGUAAAAAAUCUCACCAGAGAAAAGGCAAAUAUUAUUGCUUCUGCUCUUGGACAAAUACCACAGAAGGUUCUAUGGAGGUACAGUGGUGAGAAGCCAGAUACCUUGAGUCCAAACACCAGAGUUUAUGACUGGAUUCCUCAGAAUGACCUUCUAGGACACCCAAAGACCAAGGUUUUCAUCACCCAUGGGGGGACCAAUGGAAUAUACGAAGCCAUAUACCAUGGGGUUCCUAUGGUGGGCAUCCCUCUGUUUGGUGACCAGCCCGACAACAUGAUGCACAUGAAAACCAAGGGAGCAGCUGUUGUCGUCGAUUUCAACAACAUGGAAUCCAAAGACCUUGUGGAUGCCCUCAGCACAGUGAUAAAUGACACGUCGUACAGAGAAAACGCCAUGAGGCUUUCGAGAAUCCACCACGAUCAGCCGAUGACGCCGCUGGAGAGGGCCGUGUUCUGGAUCGAGUUCGUCAUGCGCCACAAAGGGGCCAAGCACCUGAGAGUGCAGGCUCACAAUCUGGCCUGGUACCAGUACCACAGCCUGGAUGUCAUCGCCGUGCUGCUGGCUGCUACGGCAGCAGUGGUGUUCGUCCUCAUCAAAAGCUGCGGCUUCUGUUUCCGGCGAUGCUGCAGGAGGGCAAAAGCAAAACCCAAGAAGGAAUAAGUCCUGGUCACUGAGUGCUUCAUUUCACUUUCGGAUCCAAUCCGGGAUUUUUUUUCCAGUAAUCGGUGAAACCGCGAUUAUAAUCUUUAUAUAAGGGGUCAAUCAGUGGUAAGAUGCCAAAAGUUUGGAGUUCGUAAUGAGGUUCAAUACGUUCGAGUGGGGACUGCAUCUGUGUGCAAAAGAACAAGUAUGGGUUAAUUUUACAUGGAAAAAUACAAACACAAUAUUUAUGCUGCAAAGUGUUCUUCAGAUGUGAGGUGGUAGUCCUUCCACCCGAAGCGGCUCAACAGUCUAGACGCUAUGAUUCUACUUUCUACCAAACAGGUUCAAUGUGUACAUGUCUACGACACUUUGUGCUUUGAUGUGGCACCUCUGGUAUUCUCUGGAGAGAUUUCAGAGAUGUUUUUUUUUUAUUUCAAGUCGGUCUUAAACUCUGCAUGGAGUCCCAGCCUCUUCUACAGUACCUAUGGCUAUGAGACUGACCCUCGCCAAGCUGGGAUCAGAGAUCCCCAAUUCAGUGGCGAAACCAGUCUUGUGCAGGCAGAGUAGGGAAGAGACUGUUUCAUGCUCACCAAAACAGAUUAGUGCCCUCAGCUUUACAGUGGGCGUGCUAUUCUCAGGGGGAGGUACUGUAGCUGAGGCCUGAGAGAGAAGAGAAAGAAAACAAGUGAAUCAGCUAAGAUUUCCUAGCUAAGGUGCAGGCCUGGAUGGGAAAGGGUAGUAGCAUAUGAAUCAGUCCAGUCCAAGGGGUGUGGAAUACUACAAAACCUAAAUACUCAAUAAACCUGCCUAAUUCUUGAGUGUUGUUAUUCCCCCUGAUAGCACUUGAAAGAAAAAUCAUCUGUAAAUUAUAAUAUAUCACGUACUGUAGGCAAGAAAAAGGCUAGGGAAACAAGCAUAGAAAAACUGACUUACAAACUACUAUAUUUUAAAACUGGGAACUAUUAACAAUGUGCCAGUUGAGGUCAGGUAGAAUCCAACCAGUCUCCGUGUUUACAUCCAUUAUUAUGGGUAACCCAAUGCAUAAGUUGCAAUAGAUAAAUGUAAUGAACUGUAGUGUAGAUGUUCCUCAUAAAUGUGAUGUUUAAAUAUGCACAAUUAUGGUGCAAGUCAUUUUGACUAAAUGAACAGAAAGCUGCAGCACAUUGCUUCAGCUUUUCAAAUUUAUUACACUACAAAGUAUGCCUUUAGAAUUCCAAACAUGAUUAAGUGUGUAAUUGUCAUUAUUCCAAAUAGAUGUUCUGAAUGAUAUGUGUAUGUGCAGCAUACAGUAUCUUUAUUUUUGGUGUUAACAUGUAGACAGCUAUUCUGAAUACUACUCUCAUUGAUAAUGCCCUGUAGAACGUUGGUUAAUUUUGAAUGUCACUAAAAAAUAGUGUUAAUUUAUAUGUUUCUGAUGUGAGUUAAAUUAACUUUUUUCUCCUGUUUAUUUCCACCUGUUUAUUAUGCAAUUUUUUUGUAUUUUGUGGAUAAACUGCAGAAUCUUUUACACUUUUGUUUAUAUCCACAUUCUCGUGCUGUCUACAUGUGGAAAGGAAUGCUGAGAGCUGAUAUGUUAAAUAUGGUAUUCAUUUGGUUGAUUGGUAUGAUACAAAAUAAUAACCAUAUUAAAUAAAUUUGUAUAUAUUGAUUUAUGUAAUGUUUCAGAAAUAUUAUUGAAUUAUUAUUGUUGUUUUUUAUAUACAUACAACAAAUAACUUUUGUAAUUUGUCUGUAUUGAUAAACUAUAUCUUGAGAUUAAACCUGAAUUUUGAAAGCAAUGCUUAUAUUAAUAGAUGAAAAGGUUGUUUUCAAUAAUUAAGAAUCAAACAUCAAAGUCAGGGUAAACUUGAAUAACUGAAUUCACAAAGAGCAGUGAUAGGCUUUAAAAUUAAUUAGUAGUUAGUAAUUAUCUAACUACUCUCUAGAUCCUAUUACUACUGAAAUGUUAUGGGGUGAUAGCAUGUUUAACCAACAAAAAUGCAACUGGAGAGGAUUAGGACUGAAAAGGCAAAAAACACUGUGAACAGGCUUCAGCACAGAAGAAAUGUGGUCAAGAUGGAGUAGGAAAUUUGUGUUGAGAUGCAUGUGCAAUAAAAGUAAAGUAAAAAAGCA
Lepisosteus oculatus (spotted gar) is the source of this 4623-nucleotide messenger RNA. RefSeq names its product UDP-glucuronosyltransferase 2A2-like. Lineage: Eukaryota; Metazoa; Chordata; Actinopteri; Semionotiformes; Lepisosteidae. The record is from RefSeq and is a predicted model, not a curated record. Gene Ontology annotation, molecular function: glucuronosyltransferase activity.